Molecule: messenger RNA, 8445 nt
Organism: Bombus terrestris (buff-tailed bumblebee)
Lineage: Eukaryota; Metazoa; Arthropoda; Insecta; Hymenoptera; Apidae
Gene: Rassf
Exons: 10
Coding region: 199-1917 (572 amino acids)
Biological process (GO): signal transduction
Source: RefSeq, a predicted model, not a curated record
AAAUCAAGUGUUUGAUAAGUUUUCGAACACGCAGAGGAACUAUUUAUUAUCGAAGCGAAGGUUGCCUUACUAGUAACAUCUUUAAUUAACCCGCAUGUCAUUUUCAAUAGGCCUAUUCAUAUAGUAUAAACAAAAUGGAUUAGAAUCUCGUCAGAGUUAAUUUCUAUUAUUUUAUGGAUAUUACAAGAGUCUGCCGUCAUGUGGAAGUGCCAUAAAUGUGGGAAACCAGUAUAUUUCGCUGAACGCAAGCAAUCAUUGGGAUAUGACUGGCAUCCAGAAUGUUUAAGAUGCGAAGAAUGUGGGAAACGCUUAAAUCCAGGCCAGCAUGCAGAGCAUAAAGGUGUACCAUAUUGUCAUGUACCAUGUUACGGAGCUCUUUUUGGGCCACAAUUGUUUGGUCAUGGAACAAGAGUUGAAUCACAUACAAGUUUUGGGAAAAAAGAAGCUCGGCCAUCAUUACCCAGAUCACACUUAGAAUCAAAGUUGAAGGUUUUCAACCAGUAUUAUGAAGGCAAAAGUGGUGGAAUAAGAAGCCGUGAGGUUAAUGGAAGAUUGAUACUGGAAGGUGCACUUCGUAUUUAUUGGGGUGUCAGAGGAGUGAUUCAUUUGAAAGAAGAUGAUGAUCAACGCACAGUAGUUACAGCUCGUAAUAGAAAUUCUUGUAGACGUAGUGUUUCUGAUAGUAUAGAAGAUGAAGAAAAAGAGGAAGAUUGUGUAAAAGAAACUUGUGAACAAGACGCAGAAACUGAAACAAAGUCUGUACCAACCUCACCUGAUCAUCUUAAGAGCCUCACUUUACCAAUGAAACUAGACGUUAAGAACAUGGAGUGGGACGAAAUAGAUGAGCUUCUUCAGGUUGAACGUAAAAUUGAAGAUGGAAAAAAAUUAUACCAAACGAUGCCCGAAAAUCUACCUUCGAUUAGUUCGCAAACCACUUCCGACCCACUGCCUCUUUCCUCUCAAUCCAGUUUUGAUAGAUCUGAUUCUCGCGAAAAUUCAGAAGCAGAUAGUCCGAACCAUCAAAGCAAUCGUGGUAACGAUAGUAGCGUAACUAGUACACCAACGCACAGUAUAGGUAGUUCUUCCAGUACCGAUACGCCUAUUUACCAUGGCACACCAAAUCGAAAUGGAACGCUUCGAAGGGUAGAAUACUUCGAUAACUUGGAGAAAAAUAUGUCCGGUAAUAGAUCUAUUAGCACUGAUGACAGUUGGAUAGAAAAAGGCUUAAAUCGAUCGAUGUCCGGACCUGAUUGCCUUCAAAGACAUCGAACUGAUAGCGAUACAGAUUCUGUAAAUUCUCUACAAUUUAGAGAAGAUGAUAACAUGACAAUGUCAACCGACAGUGGACUAGAGCUGGAUGGCGUAGUUUUACGACGAAAACAAGGAUCCACCGCAAUUAGACGUCGCCCGGGUGGUCGACGACAAUCACGUAGUCGACUACGGCGUCGUUGUUCAAUUAACGGACAUUUUUAUAAUCGUGAAACCAGUUUUUUUACACCCCCGCAUGGAUCUCAAAUGUCCGUUUGGAUUACAAGUUUAGUAAAUACUCAGGAAGUUAUCAACCUUAUGUUAGACAAAUAUAAAGUUGAUGCUAAACCAGAUAAUUUUGCGUUGUUCGUCGUCCGCGAUAAUGGCGAGCAAAGAAGAUUAAGAGACGAUGAAUAUCCGCUGGAAGUUCGCGUAGUAUUAGGUCCGCACGAAAAUGUCGCGCGACUUUUUUUGGUAGACAAAUUGUCGACUCCGGAAAUUAGCUCUGACGUUGCGCAAUUUCUUAAUCUCUCUUUGGUAGAGUGUCACGGUAUAUUGCAGCGUUAUUAUUACGAAGAGGAGCGUCAGAUUCUUCUUCUAAAAGAAAAAUAUAAGGAGAUGCGGCGAAGAAUACGGCAAAGAAUGGAAGAGCUAAAGGUUCGACUAUAGUUAGUACGUAUUCAUAAUAAACAUUUAAAUAUCCAUAUUAUUUUUCUAUUAAUUUUCACUCGAAGAUACAUAUGCAUAUAUAUAAUUCCUUCUUUUUUUAUGUAAAUUAUUUGUCGUAAAAUGUGUUAUCGUAAUUGUCCUCAAACAUUCAAACGUAUUAAAACCACUUACUGUCGUCAUUUCUUUUAGCUCUCUAUAUUUAUUUAUAACUUCAAAAAAUAACUUCUGGGAAAGUUCGAUUUUCUGCUUUGAACAUUUUUAAACGCGAGAAAGAAUAAAAGUUUCGGAGAAUAAAAUCGAAAUAGAUCAAUCAAAGUCUUUGUUGAAAUAUGCAAUAAAAAUAUUUGAUUUCAUAAUAUAUCUGUCUUUUAAUUAAUUAAUUAAUUAAAGAAAUAUAUAGAAGUUUAUAGAAGAUCAAACUUUUGUAUGAAUUUGUUUUUUGAAACUGUUGUCAAUAAAUGUCGUGAGUUAUAAAAUAGCACCGCGACCAUGGAAGCAAAUCUUGCACGAUUUAUUGCGGAAUGACUCACUAUCGGAAAAGUGAUUUACGUUUGAAUGUGUCGAGCGAUAACGUACUAACAUUUUCUAGAUUAACGUCUUAUGGUUACAUUAUUCAAUUGUACUCAUUACUUCUGCAUAUUUGUUGCAUUUAUCUGUAGUCAUUAAUGCGCAGCUACUAUUGAGACAUUCAGUGCAAUUUAACUAGAAAUUCAUGUAUCAAAUUAAGUGAUAUAUACAUAUAUUGUUUAAGUCUCGACUGUGCAUCAAACGAUAAUUACACAGUCACGCGAACCAUUCUUUAACACGAUAUCUUUUAAAUUGUUCACUAUAAGCUAAUUGUUGUAUGUAUAGCGUUUCAUUUGAUUUUUUAACAUUAAAAAUGAACACUGUCAUAAUUUAUUAAGGGCGAUCAAGUAUUGUAUCUGUGUAAUAGAUAGACACCGAUGUCAAGUCAAUGAUUGAUACAAGAGAUGAACAUUUUAUGAAAGGGAAAGAGAAAAGAUAUUGUUCACAGUUUAGAUUGUACGAUUGUUAGAAUCUCAUGCAAGGCUGUCCAACUUCUUACCUCGUGAAGUUUUUCUAAAUUUUCUGUUCACGUAGGUGCCAAAAGAAAAACAGAAAUAAUGAAGAUAAAAAAAAAAGAGGAAAAUGAAAGAAAUUAUUAUAUAUUAAACAAUAAAUGGAAAUAGAAUUUUAACGAAGGAAUUGUUGAAUGUAAAAUGGAAAUGUUAGAGAAAGCAGAACGUUUUAAAAGCUAUAUGUAGAUGUAUAUAUCGUCUAGAUGAAAAUUACUAUAAACGAUUGUACCUUGAAUUACAGUUUUAGUUGGACAGCUCCGAAAGCCAUAGAUAAUUGUUAUUAACCAAUAGCAAUUUUCGACACUUAUCACUGCCGUAAUUGCUAGAUCAUGAAUAAAUAUUUUAUCUGUAGAAUAUAGUACGAAAUAUUGAAGAAAGGAUUGCAUUGAAGGUAACUUGGAUUCUAGAAUUUGUUCAAGACGUAUUUGAAUCGAUACAAUCAGAUUAUGAGUAGCUUCAUUUGAAUGGUAUUUUCGGGAACCAAGUUGUUAUGGUUAGCAAUUUCGUGACAUUAUUGUCGAUGAUGACUAUAGUUAAAAUUUAAGAAUUUUAAUUCGACAGAUUUUGAAAAAUCCUUUCUGCAUAGUAGAAAAGAAUCGUAGUAUGAUUACAUUUUAGAUUUAAAUUAAAUUGAUAGUUACAUUUACUUCCGCGAGAUCGUUAGUUUUAACUUUGAGGAAUAAUUAGAUUUCCUAGUUUGUUAAAGCAUUUUCAAUAUAACAGUGUAAUAUGUGAAAUGUGCUUUAGUCGAAAUAAAAGAAAAAAUCUGUUUGUUUUCAUAAUAUAAAAAUUAUGAUAUUUUUAUUGUGGAUUUUUUUACAUUAAAAAUAUUUCGUUCCAAGAUAGAAGGAACUUCAAAUUCUAUUGUGAUGAUCAAAUUCUAUCAAUUCUAUUAUGAAGUUCCAAAUUUUAUUACACAGUUUAAAAAGUUUCGAAACAAAUAUUUUACAUGUCUCUUAUCCACAUUGAAAAUCAUAAUUUAGGUGCAAAAAUUAUUUUUUAGGAUUGAUUACUAAUUCGAUCGAAAAAAUAGAUUUUGACUUACAUAUUACGAAAGUAGAUAUUAGAAAUGCAUAUCACAUACUACACCUACUGACGUUAGGAUUUCAUAUUAAAUUUUAAAUUUACAUGGAUUGAUCGAAUAGAUCCAUAUUUAAAUAAUUCUUCUCAUUGAAAACAUCAAGUAAAACAUUUUACAAGAGAUAACACUUAAAAUAGUUUAACUUUGUUAAAUAAUUUUGGUGCGGAAGGAUCUUCCAAAAUUUUUGUUAUAUAAAAAUUUUCGCGAAUUUCUAAAAAUCGUGCACAUCGCAAUAAAACCAUGACAUUUAGUUAGCAUUUUUCAGCAUUCCGAUUUCUACUCAAGAAAAUAUCAUACUGAUCGUAUUUUUUGAAGAAUUUUUAGAGAUCCCUUUCCAACGGAUGCUUCGAAACAAGUGAAAUAUAUAGUUGCUAAAUGAAAACAAGAAAAAUUAUUAGUUCCUAACAACAGAAGAAAUUCUCAUAAAAAUGAUACAUUAUUAACAAUUUUAACGAAACAUUGAAUUAAACAAAGAGCACGUACGAAGUAACUUUUAAAUAAAUUAAAAAAUAACGAGAGCAGAAUGCCCUUUGUAACAGAGAGAAAUAACGAAAAAGUUUCAUUUAGCAAUUAUUUUGUGUGACAUUUACUUUGAAGCAUUCUGUAUAUCUAUGUAUUUCUAGCAGUUGUUAUGUAUUUGAAAGAUUUCUAACUUCUGUGUGUAGACGUGGUCCAGAGAACUGGAGGUAUUUGCGCACAGUUACGAUUGUACAAUCACAUGCUUAAUAUUGCACAGUAUAACUGGUUUCCAGUGAGAAAGAACUGUACAGUGAAGAAUAUACAUACAAUGGUAUAAAUAAAUGUUCGCCGUUGUUUAUGACAAUAGAUAUCGAUCAUAUAAUCAUAAUUUUAAGCUAGUCACAUUUCAUAAAUAGUCAUACAUAUUAUACAUAAUGUAUGUUACGAAUGCGUUCGCGAUUCGAGUGUUUAGACAGAUAAAUAUCAUUGUCGUGAACGAGGAUUCUUGAAAUUAUCCAAUUUGUUAACGGUGUCUGUUUCAUUAUAGGAAAAAAAAGAAAGGAUAAAAUAUUGGGUGAACUGUAUUAAUUUGUCAGUUAAUUAAUGAAAAUUUAAUUAUUUCUAUAAACUGAGGUGUAAUUUAUAUUUAUAGUUUUAUCGUUGUAUUUAAUUUUUUGAUAUAAUAUUUAGGUGGAAACAUUUGUUUAUGCAAGUUUUAAUAUUUUAAACGAUGAUUAAAAAUAUCAUAAUUUUCGUGUUUUAUAGAAAAUCGAUUCUUUCCUUUUAAUGGAAAAUUACUUACAUAAAUAUUACUUUAAUUACUUCAUAAGCUCUUUUUAUUCCAGUAGAUUAUUUAACGUAAACAAACUUUAGUUCGGUCCAAUAGCAGUGGAAACAAUCUAACAUUAUCAAAUUAUACAGUUUACCUUGUCUUUCAUUUCCGUCCAUUGGUUGUUUGUCGAUCAAACAUUGUACAGGGUGAUUCUACUGUAACUACUGUCACCUUGGUGUUUUUAAAACUAUGCAAGUCCACGAAACGUUUGUUCAUUAAUACCAAAAACGUCACUAUGUAGCAUAUCCACGAUAAGGAAAAGAUGGGAAGUACAAGUAGAGAGAAAAAAAUUGAAUCAUCUUCGACUUUUAUAUUUCAUUAAACAUCCGAUCUAUAUUUUUUUAAACAUUGAAUAUUAUCUCUUUUAAAAAUUAGACAUAGUUAUGAUUCAUUUACUUGUUAUUUCUUUUCCCAAGAAAAGCAGACAGGAAUAGGUAAAGAAGCGAAUUCUCUGGCAAAAUACGUAGUGUCUGACCAUAAGAACGCUGAAACUACUUGCUCCGCUAUCAGACUAAUAUCUUAAGUGCUAGAUACAUACUUGUAUUUGUUUAGGAGGUGUUUCAAUACUAUUUCAUGGAUAGAAACGUGGAUAGAUCAUCGUAUUAAAACAAAACAGAAUAAAAUGUAAAAAUACUGAUACUCAUAUCGUGAUAAUAGGUUUAUUAAUAAUAUUUUUUGCUCUGUUAGCGUAUCUGAGUGUACUAAGGGUCUCGCCGUAAUUAUAAUCGGACUAAUAGGAGCAUCAUAAUUGUCUUCGAAUUAGCUCCAAGUGAGUCCUUCAACAACCAUGUCAGUACGCUAUCUCGAUAAGGUAUAAAGACAUUACGCUUAGAAGAGGAAGACAUGUCGCCUGUGGAACUAACUUCCGAAAGAGCUGAUAUUACAGAUCCUAAUGUUACGAGUGACUUAUUAAUAUGCGCACCUUCUUUCAGUCGUUGACCUGUUGCACCCGUUGCAUAUGCAUAUUUGCUUUCAGCCAAUCGAUAAGAUGCACUUUCGAAACGGUUUCCGAUGGUAUAUUGCCUUCGGAUAGUCCAGCUUGUACGAACGUGAUCGUAAAAAUUGCAUGGCUUCUGUUGCUCACAUCGUUCAUAUUCGUACUUGCUGUAGUUCUGUGCGCGUUACCUCUCAUCAUGCAUUCCUGAAUGUUUGAACAAUCGUACGCGAGGUGACUUGAUAAAUCUUGCACAUAAGGUCCUCUUUUAGGAUGUUCACGCACUCGGAGAGAAUGGGACUAUGACUGGUCCAGUUUCAAUAGAUCCCUCACCCUUUCAUUGUGUAUUUCUAGGAACGAUACCUCGGUUCUGUAUGACGCUCCGCUCUCUUUACCAGCUGUCAUUCUGGCAAACAGCGUAUUACAAAUCCGUGGUAUCAAUCCUUGUGCUUCCGGUGUGCUCAUCAUGGUGAAGGUCUUUCCAGACCUUGUUUGGCCAUAAGCGAAAACGCAGGCAUUGUAGCCCUCGAAGGCACUUUCUAUUACAUCCGUACCAAGAUCGUAGAAGACCUCUUCUUGGGAUGCAUAGUUAUCGUCAUUUGUGUCGCAGGAUCAAUAAGAGUGAUCAAAUGUGAAGUCUUUGUAUUUUUCUCUAUCCAUUUCCUUACAGCUGCCUGGCGUCUUAGUGUUGAAAAUCGUGUUUUUUUGCCAUCCAUUUGUAUAAUCAUUUUCGCAUUCAUCGCCAACUCCCUUUUAUUAAAGGGUCGAACUCUUACGGCUACCUUCACUGAAGCCAUGGCUAUAAGAAACGCAUAGAUUUUGGCUAGAAAUGUUGAUGUACCGCGAUAUAUUUCGUCACUUUUACGUUUUUACAACUCGCGUUACGCGAACAUGAAGUAUUUCGCGGUGCUGCGUAGACAAGGCAUCGUCGACGGGUGCCACCGUAUUACGGAUGUCGUCGUCGUCGUCGACUCUCGCGCGUAAUGAACAACAUCAUUCUCAACACGGUCUUCACAGGCGGACGACUCGAUAGUAAUUUUAUCCAUAGGAAAAUAGUGCAAUUCUUAUUAAUCCUCUACAGAUUCUCUUAUUUCUGGAAGUUACGUAAAAUUCUAGUUACAGUGAAUUAAUUAAGCUUUCUUUUAUCUUGCAUAGUUUCAGAAACAUUAAAAAUUGGUAACUUGAAGAUAAUAGUAAUUAAUAAUUAAUUGUAUAUAGAACAAACAAAAACAUAGUCAUUUGCGUAAAAUAAAAUGCUUUUACAUUAAUAAUGUCGUAACGGUCAAAAUUAAUGUAAAUGGAUUUUUUUUACAUGACCAAACGUGAUUUGUACAGUUUCCGAAUUCAUCUCUCUAUAACCUCUCUGUCUGAAACACGUUGUUCUCUGAACAUUUGACAUGACACUCGAAUUGCAUCGCGGUAUCGGUUUUUGUCAAAUCUUGAAAUAGAUUUUAGCCAGAAUAAAGAGAAAGUAAACAAAAAAAUACAAAAUAUAAAAAAAAGCGUGAAAAAAAAAAGAAAACGAAAACCAACAUUGACUGGGCCAUACGAGACUGUUCGCAACGAGGCGGUACAUGUUUUGAUUUUUAUUGUUUUACAAUGAAAAGUGAAAAAGUAGAAAAACGUAUUCGAAGUGCAGCAAUAGCGUAACAAUAACGAAUCUCGAAUUUUUUCUCCGAGAGCUAUAACGAUGGAUUUUAAUCGAUUGUAAGGCAGCUUCUGCUAGGUAUUAUAUCAAAAUGAAGUUGUAAUAGAGAUAUUAUGUAAGAGCGCGUCAUGAUCUGUAUCGCACCUGUCUCUCUUUGGUUUUCUAUUCUUGAAUGAUAUUUAAUAGACGUUAUGCGAAAUUCUGUAUGCGAAUGCGUGAGAUGCGUUUCGACGAAUGUAAAAUGAGAAAGAAACUGGCGAGAUAGAAAAAUAGGGACAAGGGAAAGAAUAAAGAAUGAGUGUAUAAUAAAAGCGAUGGUGUUUGUUCAGAGAUUAAAUAGAUUUAAAAUACUCCGUACCAUGACAUAUUGAAGCGAAUAUCGAAAGGGCACAGUCCAAAAUGCGAAGUAUAUUGAAUGUGAAAUUGUAAAAUAUGUAGAAUGUAUCUGAAAUAUGGAAUCGUUGAGGAAGAUAAUAAAGUGAUUGCUUCUUUUCA